AUGGCCAUUCUGGCAAGCGGAGGUCUAACGAAAGACGAGGCUGGUGGAGAGCGACGGCUGGCAGCACGGCACGGGGAGCUGCGCUGUUGGGAUUGUCAGCCCCUGGGGAGCCGAGUGAUGGAGGGGUGGGACAGUGCCCUGGUUGAUCUGUUUUUCUCCAACCAGUAUCUUCAGAUCACAACUACUGUGCCAUCCACCUCGGUGUAUGGGUUUGGCGAACAUGAGCUCAGCAGGGAUCAGGCACCAACGUCAUUUGCCAACCUCUAUGGAGUUCACCCUUUCUAUAUGUGUGUAGAAGCCGACUCCAACGCCCACGGUGUUCUCCUUCUGAACUCCAAUGCACAAGAUGUUUCUCUGAGUCCAAACCCAUCCCUAACUUUCCGCACUAUUGGAGGGAUCCUUGACUUCUAUGUCUUCCUUGGACCAACUCCCGAAAACGUAAUUCAGCAAUACACAGAGGCCAUUGGACGCCCGCACAUGCCUGCCUACUGGUCUCUGGGAUUUCACCUCUCCCGAUGGGGUUAUGGCAACAUUGAUGUUUUAAAGAAAACUGUUGAUCGCAUGCACUACUAUGAUAUCCCAUAUGAUGUCCAACAUCUUGAUAUUGACUACAUGGAACGUCGCCUGGACUUUACCUAUGAUAAAGUGAAUUAUGCAGGUCUGCCAGAGUACCUCCAACAGCUGAAGAAGGAAGGAAUGCACAAUGUCGUGAUUCUGGUAAAUUAA
Nipponia nippon (crested ibis) is the source of this 726-nucleotide messenger RNA. Lineage: Eukaryota; Metazoa; Chordata; Aves; Pelecaniformes; Threskiornithidae. The record is from RefSeq and is a predicted model, not a curated record.